UGCAUGGCUUCCAUGCGCCCCAGCUUCCUCAUCCUACUCUUCCUUCCCCUCCUCAUCGCUGCCGACAAAUGCAACAAAGACGACAAACGUGCCCUCAACUCCAUCAAAUCCGCCUACAACUUCACCGGCUGGAACUCCGCAACAGCCUGCUGCGAUUGGAGCGGCGUCGAAUGUGAUCCUACCGUCCCCGGCACCGAUGGUUCUCGCGUCACCGGCCUAUUCGUUCAAACCGAUUCCACCAUCACCGGCACCAUCCCCUCUGCCGUUGGCGACCUCCCUUUCCUCACCACUCUAAGCUUCCACAAACUCCCCAAUGUCACUGGUAACAUCCCAUCCUCCAUUACCCGUCUCACACGCCUCUCUAUCCUCUUCCUCUCCUGGAACUCUCUCUCGGGGCCGAUCCCCUCGUUCCUCUCCCAAAUCCCCUCUCUCACAGACAUCGACCUCUCUUUCAAUAAAUUCUCCGGCUCAAUCCCCCCUGAACUUGCCAAGCUUCCUUCUAUCCAACAAAUUGAUUUCUCCCGCAACCGCCUCACCGGAUCUAUCCCAGCUGAAUUUGGCAAUUUCAACAAAUCCUCCCCACCGAAUCUCAUUUUCAGCCACAACAGCCUCUCCGGCGAUUUACCGGUCUCCCUCGGCGUGCCGGUAUGGGGUAAAAUAGAUCUGAGCCGGAACAAUUUGACUGGCGACGCUUCUUUUUUAUUUGGUGCGGGGAAGUCGACGCGGUAUAUUGAUUUGAGAAGGAAUGAGUUCGCGUUUGAUCUUAGUCGGGUUACGUUUCCGGUGAACUUGACGGUUUUAGAUCUGAAUCUUAAUAAGAUUAUAGGGUCGAUACCGGCUCAGAUAAACCAGGUGGACCCGACUUACUUUCCUGUGUUCAACGUUAGUUAUAACCGGCUUUGUGGUGAAAUUCCGGCUGGGCCGAUCACUGCUAUGUUUGGAGUGGAUUCGUAUUUUCACAACAAGUGCCUCUGCGGCUCGCCGUUGCCUCCCUGCUAGAAGUUAAAAUUUAAAAAUAUCAGUUGUGUUGUUACCCAAUAAUUUUUUUUUUUAAAUUAAUGUUGUUUUCGUAAUUAUUCCUGUGACGAGUUUGCGUAAUUUGUUUUCGUCAUAUUUCCUGUGACGAGUUUGUGUAAUUGUUUUGCUUUUCUUUUCCUGAUAUUAAUAAAAAUGCUCGUGCAUUUGCAAGAA
Molecule: messenger RNA, 1191 nt
Organism: Dendrobium catenatum
Lineage: Eukaryota; Viridiplantae; Streptophyta; Magnoliopsida; Asparagales; Orchidaceae
Product: polygalacturonase inhibitor 2
Exons: 1
Coding region: 4-999 (331 amino acids)
Molecular function (GO): protein binding
Source: RefSeq, a predicted model, not a curated record